This is a messenger RNA of Aspergillus novofumigatus IBT 16806, 957 nucleotides long. RefSeq names its product ubiquinone-binding COQ10-like protein. Lineage: Eukaryota; Fungi; Ascomycota; Eurotiomycetes; Eurotiales; Aspergillaceae. Gene Ontology annotation, cellular component: mitochondrion. Gene Ontology annotation, biological process: cellular respiration; ubiquinone biosynthetic process. The record is from RefSeq and is a predicted model, not a curated record. The transcript is spliced from 2 exons. Gene Ontology annotation, molecular function: ubiquinone binding. The coding region runs from base 78 to 797 and encodes 239 amino acids.
GAGUUGUCGGAGUAGUCAAUUGCCCUAUCUCACACCUGCAGAGGCAUACAACAUCUACUCAAGUCCUCCAACACAAAAUGAAACCAUCCUUACCACUGCGACGCAUUUGUCGCGGGACAAACAUCACAAUCCGCCCGCCAACCUCUCCAGCACUCGUCCCACGCAUUUCGCAUCAGCGACGAACAUCACCUGCUCCAAGCACUCGCUCAACACCACUCACAACCACAACCCGGCGGUCCUUCAACCUCUCGUCGCUUUCCUCCCUCUUCCCCCCAAGCAACGGCAACGGCAACGGCAACGGCAACGGCAACGGCAACGGCAACGACAACAACAAAAGCCGCGUCUUAACCGCCACCCGCACCCUCCCCUACUCCCUCAGCGCGCUCUUCAAAGUCAUCUCUUCGGUCGAAUCCUACUCGCAAUUCCUCCCCUUCCUCACAGCCUCGACCGUCACCCACCGCGACCCGGAAACGGGGUACCCGACGCGCGCCUUCCUAACAGUCGGCUACGGGCCUCUCAGCGAAACCUUCACGUCGCGCGUGGACUGCAAUCGGGACAAGUGGACUGUCGAGGCGCGCAGCGGGGCCAAGUUCGGGGGGAUUUUUGAGUAUUUGAGUACGAAGUGGGAGUUGGUGCCGGUUGCCGGGGGAAGUGUGCAGACGCGGGUGCAGCUGGAGAUUCAGUUCGAGUUUCGGAAUCAGUUCCAUGCGGCGAUGAUGAGCGCUGUUGAGGGGCAGAUGGCGGGCGUUAUGAUUGAGGCAUUUGAGAAGAGGAUUAGGGAGGUGGAGGGGAGGUAAUUAUCAUAGAUUCGGGCUGUACGGCUUGGAUGGGUUGUAUAGAACUAUAGAUGAGCUGAGGGCACAUGGAUUGUAUAGUACAGAGGAUCAGUCGCAUUCUUUCCAUUUUGUAUCUCUAUCUCGAGACGAAUCGCUGUACAUUUAGACAUAUGAGAAAAGA